Molecule: messenger RNA, 2208 nt
Organism: Linum trigynum
Lineage: Eukaryota; Viridiplantae; Streptophyta; Magnoliopsida; Malpighiales; Linaceae
Source: the annotation of a GenBank genome assembly
CCCCACUUUGGUAACACAAACCAAAAAGAACGACGAAUGAGUUAUUAGUUGAUUGAACGCGAUUAAUGAUACCAGAAUCGGAAGCCGUAAUUUUCGAUUCUAGGAUAACCUCGAACCACAAAAAUAUCAGCUAUGCUUUGCUGAAAUGACAUCAAGUCGGAUUUGGGUGUCCUACCAAUUCGGUUCUGUUAACCAAAAUCGAACCGAAAUCCAGCCGCACCGUUCAGAUUAGGCCCAUACUCCGAAAGUAGAUGUGGUAAGCAGCCCAUCCCCGGUUAAGCAGAUAGAGCAUGGACCAGCCCAUCCACGGCCCAUUUCCCGGCCCGGCCACGACCAUCAGACGAAUCGUUGACCCGUUUCCCGGGGAAAAAAGCCAAGUUAGGUAUAGCCGCUUGUUGCCAUUCGCCGAAGAACAUCCACGUCACCGCCACCGCCGCCGCCGCCGCGUCCACCUGCUCCGCCGCUACAGGCCCAACAACAUCAACGUCCCUGACUUCUUCCUAACAACUCUCUCCAUCCUCUUCUCUUCUUCUUUUUCCUCUGCCUCCCUCAAACCCUAUUUCCCGAAAAUCCCCUUCUACCAAAUCCCAUCCAUGUCGGUCUCAAACCCAAACAACCGGCGCCGUUUCGCUAACCCUGAUUCCCUCUCCGAUUGGCUGAAGCCCCGAUUGCCCUCCGAUUCCUUCGCCUCCUGGGGGGUCAAGCCGGGGACGAAGAACGUCCACAACCUCUGGCUCGAGAUCUCUCAAGGCGAGACCUCCCUCGCCGAUUCUACCCCUCCGAUUCGCACCGUCAACGUCGUCACCGUGAAAGUGAUCGGGAAGAACAAUCGGGUCUUAAUCGAAUCGCAUCAGGAGCUUUCUGACGGGACGGUGAGGAGCCGGCACCGGCCCUUGUCGGAGAAGAUGAAGCCCGACGAGAGCCCUGAUUCUGCUGUCCUGAGAGCGAUUCGAGAGGAGCUCGGGUCGAUUGCCGGUGGGGAAGUGAGGAUUGUGCCGGGUUCGUACAGGGAGAAGGUGGAGGAGAGGUGUUCGGCUUCGUACCCUGGUUUGCCGGCGAGAUAUGUGUUGUACUCGGUGGACGCGAUUGUGGACGGGCUGCCGGACGGCGGUUUUGUGACGGAGGAAGGGGAGGCGUAUGGGGAUUCGGAGGAGAAGAAGGUUGCCGAUCAAGCUGUUACUGUUAGAAAGCAUUUCUGGAAAUGGGUUAGUCCUGAUGCCGUUGAGUUGUGAAUCAUUUUGUUGGGGGCAAUUGAGAGAUAGGGUCACCUCCAUCGUUCUGUCCCGCCAUGUUUGUUACUGUUAGGACAGAGCACUUGAUUUCUCAGAUGGGUGAUCGCACCCCUCUAUACACAUUACAUACAUACCGUUCUGUUUGCUCGAGAGGUGUAAAAAGUUUUUGUACAACAGGGCUGCCCACUUAGUGGCUUCUUAUGUCCUUUCAUCAACAGUUCGAUAUUGUGUCAAUUGUCGCGUCUGGUUGUCUAGCGUCCUGUAAUAUCUAUAACCUUCCCGAUCUAUGACGACGACGACAACAAAAAAAAAGUUUUAGUCUUUGUGUUCUCGAGUGCAUUAGUCCUGCUGCCUUUGUGAAAUCAAUUGCUCUGUUUGUCUGAGUUCUGUUGGUUGCCGAGCUAGGAUACCGUUGCUGCCUUGUUUAUAAUCUACUCUUGAGAUGCUUGGCAGCAUUGUCACUGCAGAUUCAUUGCAUCAUGAAUAGUGGGUUGAGUUGAGACUGUCAAUAAUUGGAAUGGACUAUGGACAAUUAGGAAUGCUUGUGCUAGCAUACAUGUUACUGGAAUUAAUGAUAUGGAUACUUGGGUAGUUGGGUUAAUGAACUUGUAUGAUCUGCCCUUCCGCUUUCUGAACUGUGACCCAUCUUUUUUCACUUCAAACCUAGCCGACGGAUGCUGCUACCCGUAGCAGCACCAGCAUUUGCUCUCAGAUGAGCUUUUCGUCUUCCAUGGCGAUUUGGAAAGUUUCUUAUUAUUGCCUCUGUAUAUUUUAGGGUUGGGGACUGCCUGCUGCUGUAUGGCAUGGUGGCAAGAUUGAAGGUGUUAUUAAUGACGACCAAAGAAUUUUCCCAAAAUGAGAAUUGAACUUAGAAAUGCACUGAUUUCUAUUUCAACUAUGCAUAAAAAGGUUUUAGAAGAAAAGUAAAAAGGAGAAGAAGACAUGGAGAAUCUGUAAAUAAAGCUUUGUCUCAUUG